This is a messenger RNA of Penicillium robsamsonii, 855 nucleotides long. Its product is annotated as protoglobin family protein. The record is from RefSeq and is a predicted model, not a curated record. NCBI's taxonomy places the organism in Eukaryota, Fungi, Ascomycota, Eurotiomycetes, Eurotiales, Aspergillaceae. The coding region runs from base 1 to 855 and encodes 284 amino acids. Gene Ontology annotation, molecular function: heme binding; oxygen binding. The transcript is spliced from 3 exons.
AUGGACUACAGUACGGCAUCGGCUGCGGAGCCAAUGCAUGUCGACCGCAAGCUGCUCUACACAAGUUUGGAAGAGCGAAUCAAGUACCUCCAUCACUUCCUCGACUUCAACUCAAGCGAUAUCGAAGCACUGUUGACCGGCAACAAAUACAUCAAGCAGUUGAUUCCGGCAGUGGUCAACCUCGUAUAUAAAAAGCUCCUCCAAUACGACAUCACAUCUCGGGCCUUCCACACACGGACAACAGUCGACGAGACCGAGCUCGAUGAUGACUAUCUCCACGAAGAGACCCCAAAAAUCAAGCGACGCAAGAUGUUCCUGCGGUGGUACCUGACGCGUCUAUGCCAAGACCCUACCACAAUGGACUUCUGGCGGUACCUGAACAAGGUUGGCAUGAUGCACAGCGGACAAGUCCGUUUGUCACCACUCAACAUCGAGUACAUCCACCUCGGCGCAUGCAUCGGAUACAUCCAAGACAUCUGGAUUGAAGCGAUGAUGUCGCACCCGCACCUGUCGCUGCGACGCAAGAUCGCGCUCGUGCGCGCCGUCAACAAGAUCCUCUGGAUCCAGAACGAUCUCUUUGCCCGGUACCACUCGAACGACGGUGAGGAGUUCGUGGACGAAAUGUCUGAUUUCGCCAGCUACGCUGAAGAUCAGGAGGGAUACCUUGGCAACAAGCGCAUACUUGGCAGCAGCUCCGGUAGCUCAACUGAGGAUGACCGGUCCAGUAUUUCUAGUGGUGUUGCGCCUUCUAUCGAUAGUGCGGCGCCGUCAAAUUCAUCCAAGGUGUCGGCUUGUCCUUUCGCGGAAAUGGGCAAAGCUAGUAAUUCGACUGAGACAAAGAUUUGGGCCAAUUGA